GGCCAGCUAGAGCGCGCGCGCUCCCGAGACAGCGAGGCUCGUCGGCGGAGGAAGCGAAGGCGGAGCGUCUGCCAGGGGGCCCCAUGCGCCGUGUCAUGGAGGCUCAGUCUGCGAGCGGCCAUUGAAGGGAGCGGAGCGGAGUGUUUCGCAAGAGGAGGAGGGCUCGGGGGCGGCAGCGGCACCACGAACACCAGAGUUCCCGACGGGCCUUCGCGUCUCGCUUUCGGAGCCCCUGCUUUAUUGAUUUGGAGAGGGCUCCUCUUUCCACUUGGGUCCCUUUCCUCCGACCCGCUCGCCCGCCCACCUUUUAUUUUUGGGGUUCCUGCGCCCCUCCCUUUACUUUUGGAGAACGGCUUUUCCCAGCCGGGCGGCGAAGGUGCGGGAAAUGGAGAUGAGGAAGCGCAUUAACCUGGAGUUGAGGAACCGGACGCCCGAGAAGGUCACUGAGCUAGUACUCGACAACUCUCGAUCCAACAAUGGUGAAAUUGAAGGUCUGAAUGACACAUUCAAAGAACUAGAGUUCCUCAGCAUGGCCAACACAGAAUUGACGUCACUAGCAAAACUCCCCACUUUGAAUAAGCUGCGAAAGUUGGAACUGAGUGACAACUUAAUUUCUGGAGGCCUGGAGGUCCUUGCAGAGAGAUGUCCAAAUCUCACAUACUUAAAUCUGAGUGGCAACAAAAUCAAAGACCUCAGCACCGUGGAAUCCCUGAAAAAUCUUAAGAACCUGAAGAGUCUUGAUUUGUUUAACUGUGAAAUCACAAAACCAAAAGAUUACAGAGAAAGUGUCUUUGAGCUGCUUCAACAAAUCACGUAUUUAGACGGGUUUGAUCAGGACGAUAAUGAGGCUCCUGACUCAGAAGAUGAAGAGGAUGAAGAUGGGGAUGAAGAGGAGGAUGAAGAAGAUGAAGACAAAGCCGGUCCUCCAGGAGAAUAUGAAGAGAAUGAUGAGGAAGACGAGGAAGGUUCAGACUUGGGGGAGGGUGAAGGUGAAGAAGAGGAGGAAGAAGAAGUGGGUCUUUCAUAUUUGAUGAAAGAUGAAAUUCAGGAUGAAGAGGAUGAUGAUGAUUAUGUAGAAGAGAGAGACAAUGAGGAAGAGGAAGGUGAAGGUGUCCGAGGGGAGAAGAGAAAACGUGCAGCUGAAGAUGAAGGAGAUGAAGACGAUGAUUAAGUUGUAGGAAAACAGAAAUAGGACCAUGUUCAUUUUUGUUGCAGGAUACACACUAGUGAUAUGCAGCCUUGUAUGUCUCCGUGUAUCAUAGAUAUCCCUACAGAAGAUAUUAAUGUGUUAACUUUUUAUAGGAAGUGUGUUUUUACUAU
Pogona vitticeps (central bearded dragon) is the source of this 1320-nucleotide messenger RNA. RefSeq names its product acidic nuclear phosphoprotein 32 family member E (gene ANP32E). Gene Ontology annotation, molecular function: histone binding; phosphatase inhibitor activity. Gene Ontology annotation, biological process: regulation of apoptotic process. Lineage: Eukaryota; Metazoa; Chordata; Lepidosauria; Squamata; Agamidae. The record is from RefSeq and is a predicted model, not a curated record. Gene Ontology annotation, cellular component: nucleus.